This is a messenger RNA of Paecilomyces variotii, 1623 nucleotides long. RefSeq lists its product as hypothetical. The record is from RefSeq and is a predicted model, not a curated record. Bases 1 to 1623 code for a protein of 540 amino acids. The transcript has 2 exons. NCBI's taxonomy places the organism in Eukaryota, Fungi, Ascomycota, Eurotiomycetes, Eurotiales, Thermoascaceae.
AUGGCUUUACGAAGCCCAAGCACCUCACACGGCAUUGUUCGAAGCCACCCCAGCGUCGCCAUUCGUCGCGGCGAUAUCAAGAUAUCGGAUCCGAUUCCCAUACCUCGAGAAGGGCCCGAUGGAUUCGGGCCACAGAGCCUCAAACGCCCUUCAGUGUCUAACCUUCGACAAAUUCGUCAAUCCCAAUCUUCCGCAACAUCAAACUCCCGACGGCAGAUCCAAGGCCCGACCAUGUCCUACCACAAUCAACAAGACUCAAUCUCGAGUUCGAUAUCUAGAGAGUCCAAUCUACAACGACGGCGGGGGAGUGCUUUGAAGACUGUUAUGCGGAAAAUAUUUGGGAGAAAGCGCGGGAGUGACGCCAAUGGAUUCGAUACCCAUUUUACAGAGUUACAUAUUGGGAGGAAUGGAAGCGUAUCGCCUGACCACGGGCCAGAAGGUGCUACAUUUGUCACAGUCCCUGAAUCUUUCCGGGCGGAUCGGUCAGCAUCAUUAAUAGCUGGGGCCGGUCAUUUUCACCAUGGCAUUGAAUCUAGCGACGGUACCCUCACGGAGAACACUGGCCGUAUCGAUAAGCAGCCACGUCCACGUCGCAGAGCCACCUUACCAAGUUUGAUACUUUCUGACGAAGAUGCCCGUGAGGUAGUCAGCACGUUUACCCGAUCAGACGGCGCGGCCGGCGGUACAGAGCAACCGUCAGAAGCAAGAAGGAUUCUUGAUGAUCUGCGGCGCAAGCAAAAACUUGAAGAUAAAAGGCGCUCGCGAAGCGCGACCGCCCUUCGGGAAAUGGCUAAGGCGCAUGAGAUGUCCCCCGUCCAGUGGAUACAGGGGAAUGAUGAGAGGAAAUCUUGGCGAACCAGUUUUCUAGGUGCGGAUGUACCUCAAGUUAUUACUUCGAGACCUCAGACGGGUGCAUCAGCAGUCGUGGAAGAGAGAGAGAUCGCGCCUUCAGAGGCCGAUGAGACUGAGCCGGAUACUGAAGCCGAGAGCGCCCACUACAACUUUGAGAACCUAAUAGGGUCAAUGCCCAAUGAUGACAGCAUCACGCUGGAACAAAGAGUGAUUACUCUGGAGGUGAAGUUGCUCGAUUUAGAAUUGGCCAUUGCGAAAUUACAAGGCAAAGACAACCGUCGGAAAAACUCGAAACCGGAUCACAAGGGCUCUUAUCCCGCCGGCCAGCUUUCCAUGUCCUAUCAGUCGGGCGGCAGCGAUGGUUCUGGCCGAAGCUCCACGUGUGGCGUUGGCGAAGGGCGGCCGGCGAGUACCAAUACACUACGUCCUAAUGUCCAGGCUCGAAGUCCAAUGUGGCAUGCGCCGUCCACUACUUCGCUCGCUGACAUGAACGGUAUCACUGUAGAGCAGUACAGUGCACUCAUCACCCUCAUCCGACGAGAACAAACGGCGCGCAGAACAUUGGAAACUCAGGUGUCUCAGCUCCAGGACGAUAUACGACAUCUGCAGCGUGUAGCUGUAGGCUCGUUGACUUCUGGGACUGCCUAUCCCAUCCCGAGCCCAGAUGCACAGGAGGUGCUUCGGUUCCGGCGCGCUAUGGGCCCUUCCAGGUCUACGACCCCUGCAGAGGAGAGGUCACCAGACCGCUACGACACGACAGCCAGCGGCUGA